AAGCUAACACUUUGUGAUUCCCCUUUCACUAUCUCUCACACAUCUUCAACCUUUUUUCUCAAUCAAAAUUAUACUAUAUAGUUUCUAUCUCUUAGACAAGAAAUCGUUGACUUCUCACACCCCCUUCUUCUAAAACACACACAUCAUCAUCAAGAAAAACCAAACCAACUUCACAAUGAAAACCAAACACAACAAGGUUGAAAAUGAAUUAGGUUGUGGUUUCAUGGAGAGAAUUUUCAAUCUCAAAAGUCCUAGACUAAGAAACUCAUUAGUUCAUUCCCUACCAAUCAAAAAUGAAUCAAACUUGUCAACAAAGAAAGUGAAAAUAAUCUCCAACAUCACUCCACUAACUAAAAAUCCGAAAUGUAUUUCAGAUACUACUUCAAAAAGCUCGACAUCAUCGUCGUCCACAGACAGUUCAACCCACAAAAGGGUUGAACAGAACUGUAAUACGAACGAUGAUGUAAAGCUUCAAAUAGAACUUGCUAGAAUAAGCACUACUCGCUCACGCGACAACGAGAACAAGUCCAUAGGCGCCAAAGAUUUUGCUCCCUUGAAACUCACAGGGAACUUGCUAGUGAAUAACACUCCAAGAAGAAAAAGUGUUGAAUGUUUACCUAAGCAUUCAGAGUUGAACUCUAUGUCAAGUUUUUAUAAUAGUAACAAUGCGAGAAAAAUGGUUAUGGGGAAUAUCAUGAGGAAGAACAGUAAUGAACUUGCACAGUUUCUAAGCAAAAGACACAAUAGUAUAGAACCUGAAGUGUUGAAAACUAUGGGAAAUGAAGCUUACAAAAAGGGUGAUUUUGUAGAGGCUUUGGCUUUGUAUGAUAAAGCAAUUUCGCUCGACUCGAAUAAGGCAAUUUAUCAUUGUAACAAAAGUGCUGCAUUGAUUGGAUUAGGAAGGUUUCAAGAAGCGAUUCUUGAGUGCGAGGAAUCGAUUCGGCUGGAUCCUUCUUAUGACAGAGCUCAUAAUCGUAUGGCAAUGAUAUAUUUCAGAUUGGGAGAAGUCGAAAAGGCGCUGGAUUGCAACCGAUCAACCUCAUGUGUUGAUUCUGUUCUUGCUUUUCAAGCUCAGGCUCUACAAAAUCACAUUAACAAAUGCAUUGAAGCUAGGAAGUUAAAUGAAUGGAGUGUUGUAUUAAAGGAAACACGGUCUGCAUUAUCCUUAGGUGCCGAUUCAGCUCCACGGAUUUAUGCUUUACAAACCGAAGCCUUGUUGAAGCUCCUAAGAUAUGAUGAUGCAAAUGGUGUUUAUGACAAAAUGCCAAAAUUUUCACUUGAUUGGUGUAACAAGAUGUUUGGCAUGGCUACUAGUGCUUACAUAUUGAUGAUAGGCGCGCGGGUUUACAUGGCAUCCGGCAGGUUUGAGGAUGCUGUGACAACAGCUCAGAAAGCAGCUAGGGUUGAUCCGAGCAACCGAGAGACGAUUUCAGUGUUAAGGAGAGCGAGAGCAGUAACAUCGGCUAGAGUGAGUGGAAACUUACUCUUCAAGGCAUCUAAAUUCAGUAAAGCAUGUGCAGUUUACAAUGAAGGACUAGAUCAUGAUCCACACAACUCAGUUCUUCUAUGCAAUAGAGCGGCAUGUCGUUCUAAGCUAGGACAAUACGAAAAUGCAAUCGAAGAUUGUGAUUCGGCACUUACGCUUCAUCCGUCUUAUAGCAAAGCAAAGCUAAGGAGAGCAUAUUGUAAUGCUAAGUUGGAAAGAUGGGAAGUUGCCAUUCAAGACUAUGAAAUGCUAAUAAGAGAAAAGCCAGGGGAUGAAGAAGUGGCAAGGGCUUUGUUUGAGGCUAAGCUCCAAGUCAGAAUACUACAUGGUGAAGAUGUUAAGGAUCUAAAAUUUGGUUCGAAUUUGGUUUUUAUCUCGAGUAACGAUCGUUUCCGACAUUACGUAACCUCGCCUGGAAUGGCUGUUGUGCUUUUUAGUAACAAGGGAACACACAAGCAAGUGUCGAUGGUGUUCGAGCAAAUCAGCAAGCGAUUUCCAUCUGUUAAUUUUCUUAAGGUGGAGAUUGAAGAUCACCCCUACUUGGCGAAAUCAGAAGGAGUGAUCUCAUUCCCGAGCUUCAAAAUAUACAAGAACGGAUCUAGGGUUAAAGAGAUUUCAGGCAACAAUCACGAGUUGUUAGAAAGAUCAGUUAAAUUGUAUAGCAGCUGAGAAAAAAUAUUACACUCCUUCAAAUGGAACAUAAUGUGCAGAAAAUGAAGAAAAAAUGUUAGCUUUUCCAUAAAAAAUUUGUUGCUUUGUUUACAAGGAAGAGGAAACAUAGUGUUUCAUAGUAGUACAUAUAGAAGUCUAUAAGAGCAUUCUUAAGUUAUUCAUAUAUUACACAUUUCAUGUAUAUUUGUUUCACAAACAUAACCAUAUUGUAUUUGUUAUUUAAUGUUGUAUAAUAUGUUCUUUAAAAGAGUGUUUUUUACA
Messenger RNA from Lathyrus oleraceus (garden pea), 2419 nucleotides. Its product is annotated as inactive TPR repeat-containing thioredoxin TTL3. The record is from RefSeq and is a predicted model, not a curated record. Gene Ontology annotation, cellular component: cytoplasm. The transcript is spliced from 7 exons. Gene Ontology annotation, molecular function: protein binding. Bases 176 to 2155 code for a protein of 659 amino acids. Lineage: Eukaryota; Viridiplantae; Streptophyta; Magnoliopsida; Fabales; Fabaceae.